Messenger RNA from Strongyloides ratti, 294 nucleotides. RefSeq lists its product as hypothetical. The record is from RefSeq and is a predicted model, not a curated record. Bases 1 to 294 code for a protein of 97 amino acids. The transcript is spliced from 3 exons. Lineage: Eukaryota; Metazoa; Nematoda; Chromadorea; Rhabditida; Strongyloididae.
AUGAAUCAUAUUUAUAUACAAAAAAAGAAAUCCAGAUUACAAUGUUUUGGAAAUGAAAAAAGUACAAUAGUAUUAUAUAUUUUUGCUAUAGAUAAUGAAUUAUUUUAUAUUGGAGUAUUAUUAUGUAUAUUUUUUAUUAUUCUUUGUAUUAUUUACUAUAUUGGAUUAAAAAAACGCCUGACAUGGUUUCUUGUUCCAAUAAUUGUUACUGAAAUUGCAACAAAUACCAUAUUUACAUUAAUGGCUAUUAAGUGGUUGAUUUUUUACACAAUUAUAUCAUUUACCUAUGUAUAG